Patiria miniata (bat star) is the source of this 766-nucleotide messenger RNA. Its product is annotated as phospholipid scramblase 1-like. The record is from RefSeq and is a predicted model, not a curated record. The transcript has 8 exons. Gene Ontology annotation, biological process: plasma membrane phospholipid scrambling. Bases 13 to 759 code for a protein of 248 amino acids. Gene Ontology annotation, cellular component: plasma membrane. Lineage: Eukaryota; Metazoa; Echinodermata; Asteroidea; Valvatida; Asterinidae. Gene Ontology annotation, molecular function: phospholipid scramblase activity.
GGUCAGCAGCCUAUGGGCUACGCGCAGCCAGGGCAGAUGCAGUGGAUGCCCCACCAGCAACCAAUACCCGGCUGUCCACCUGGUCUAGAAUACCUGACCCAGAUUGAUCAGCUUCUGGUCCAUCAACACCUUGAACUCUUCGAGAUUCUGACCAACUACGAAACAAAUAACCGGUACCAAGUGAAGAACAGCCUUGGCCAGCAGAUUUACUUCGCUCAUGAAGAAUCCAACUUCUGCGUGCGGCAGUGCUGUGGAGGCAAGCGUGGAUUUAUGAUGCACAUUACUGACAAUAGUAACCAGGAGGUGCUUCGGUUGAACCGUGAGUUUAAGUGCUGCGGUGGCUGUUGCUGGUGCGCCAAUUGCGACUGCGUGGCCGCAGACAUUUCCGUGGAGGCACCAGCCGGCAACGUCAUCGGUUACGUCAGACAGUCGCAAAGUUGGUGGUAUCCAAACUACGACAUUCUUAACGUGGCAAAAGAGAAGGUUUUGAAGAUUAAAGGUCCCUUCUGGUUCUGCCAGAACGUCUGCUGCACCGAUGAUAUCGACUUCAACGUCAUGAGCCCAGACUUGAGCACGGAGAUGGGUAAACUGAGCAAGCAGUGGGGAGGGAUCAUCAAGGAACAUUACACCAACGCCGACAACUUCGCCAUCUCCUUUCCGAUGGACUUGACUGUAGAGAUGAAGGCUUGCCUUUUAGGAGCUGUUUUCUUGGUUGAUUUUAUGUAUUUUGAGAAGCCCAAGAGUAAGAAUAACCGCUAAACUGGAG